AUGAGGCUCUUCCGGAGACGCUACAGCCCCUUGAAGGUGGCUUUGGCAGGCGCCGUCUUCGUCAUCUUCCUCUUCAUCCUGCAGAAGGACGUGGGGGACAAGGACCCGAGUGAGGAACCUUGGUUGAAGAACAUCGUCCAGGGCAAGGACCAAGUCCUCGACCUGAUGCUGGGGGCGGUCAACAACAUCCGAGACUCGAUGCCAAAGCUGCAGAUCAGAGCUCCAGUUCGGCAGGAGGAACCGCUGCCCAGCGCUCGCUCCUGCCUGCCCGGCGUCUACACGGCAGCCGAGCUUCGGCCGCUGAUGGAGAGAUCCCCCCAAGACCCCGCCAGCCCCGGAGCCGACGGCAAAGCCUUCAAGAAGGAUCGAUGGACACCGGAGGAGACGAAGGAGAAGGAGCGAGGUUACGAGAAGCAUUGCUUCAACGCCUUCGCCAGCGACCGCAUCUCCCUCCAGCGAGCACUGGGACCGGACAGCCGCCCGCCGGACCAGCAGCAGCUCUUUGUGUCUCUGCGUACCUGCUCGCAGCCGGGUGGCUCCAGCAUCUCCCCCCCUUUCCCUCCCCUCCCUCUUUUAGUUCAGUCAGCUCCAGCCCUCGUGCUGAAGGAGAUCAUCUUGGUGGACGAUGCCAGCACGGACGACUAUCUGAAGGACGAGCUGGAUCGCUAUGUGGAGCAGCUCCAAAUCGUGCGAGUUGUGCGGCAGGAGGAGAGGAAAGGGCUGAUCACGGCACGGCUGCUGGGGGCCAGCGUGGCCAGCGGGGAGGUCCUGACCUUCCUGGAUGCCCACUGCGAGUGUUUUCACGGCUGGCUGGAGCCCCUCUUAUCCCGCAUCGCCGAAGAGCCCACGGCCGUCGUAAGCCCCGACAUCUCCACCAUCGAUCUCAACACCUUUGAGUUCUCCAAGCCCGUCCAGAACGGCAAACAGCACAGCCGGGGCAACUUCGACUGGAGCCUGACUUUCGGCUGGGAGGUCAUCCCGUCCCGGGAGAAGCAGCGGAGGAAGGAUGAGACCUUCCCCAUCAAGUCCCCGACCUUUGCCGGUGGCCUCUUUGCCAUCUCCAGGUCCUACUUCGAGCACAUCGGCUCCUACGACGAUCAGAUGGAGAUCUGGGGGGGCGAGAACGUGGAAAUGUCGUUCAGGGUCUGGCAGUGCGGGGGUCAAGUCGAGAUCAUCCCUUGCUCCGUCGUGGGUCACGUCUUCCGUUCCAAGAGCCCCCACACCUUCCCCAAGGGCACCCAGGUCAUCUCCAGGAACCAGGUCCGCCUGGCGGAGGUCUGGAUGGACGACUACAAGGAGAUCUUCUACAGGAGGAACCAGCAAGCCGCUCAGAUGGCCAGAGAGAAGACGUAUGGUGACAUUACAGACCGGCGCAAGCUGAGGGAGCAGCUCCACUGCAAGAACUUCACCUGGUACCUCCAGACUGUCUACCCCGAGAUGUUCGUUCCUGACCUGACUCCAACUUUUUACGGAGCGAUAAAAAACGAGGGCACCAAGAGCUGCCUGGACGUCGGUGAGAACAACCACGGUGGGAAACCACUCAUCAUGUACCCCUGCCACGGGAUGGGGGGCAACCAGUAUUUUGAGUACACGAGCCAGCGGGAGCUGCGGCACAACAUCGGGAAGGAGCUCUGCCUGCGGGCGGGCUCAGGCUCGGCCGAGCUGGGUGACUGCCAGUACCGAGGGAAGCCUGGCCGGGUGCCAGCCAGCGAGGAGUGGGACCUGGCGCAGCACGAUCGCCUAAUAAAAACCCCAGCCUCCAGUACGUGCUUGACAGCACGAGGGAAGCACCCGGCGAUGGUUCCCUGCGACCCAGCGGACCCCCACCAGCUCUGGUCCUUCACCUAG
Messenger RNA from Pygoscelis adeliae (Adelie penguin), 1848 nucleotides. RefSeq names its product polypeptide N-acetylgalactosaminyltransferase 6 (gene GALNT6). The transcript has 11 exons. The record is from RefSeq and is a predicted model, not a curated record. NCBI's taxonomy places the organism in Eukaryota, Metazoa, Chordata, Aves, Sphenisciformes, Spheniscidae. Bases 1 to 1848 code for a protein of 615 amino acids. Gene Ontology annotation, cellular component: Golgi apparatus.